CAGAGGCGGGAGGACCGAGAGGGAGGAGGCUGCGUUCGCAGCCAGCCAUGCUGAAUCACUGUUGCUGAGCGCAUCUCCCGCGGCUGGCCCCCAGCGCAGAGGGCGCACCCGGCUGGGCCUCGCCUCAUGGAGGGUGAGAGCAUCAAGCUGAGCUCCCAGCCCCCGGUUCAGGCCGGGGAUGAUGAAAAGAACCAGAGGACGAUCACUGUCAACUCUGCCCACAUGGGGAAGGCGUUCAAGGUUAUGAAUGAACUGCGGAGUAAACAGCUGUUAUGUGAUGUGAUGAUUGUGGCCGAAGAUGUCGAGAUAGAAGCCCAUCGUGUGGUCCUGGCAGCCUGCAGCCCCUACUUCUGUGCGAUGUUCACAGGUGACAUGUCCGAGAGUAAAGCCAAGAAGAUUGAAAUCAAGGAUGUGGAUGGGAGGACGCUGAAUAAGCUGAUUGACUACAUCUAUACGGCAGAGAUUGAGGUGACCGAGGAGAACGUCCAGGUGCUGCUACCGGCAGCCAGCCUGCUGCAGCUCAUGGAUGUUCGGCAGAACUGCUGUGACUUUCUGCAGUCUCAGUUGCAUCCCACCAAUUGCUUGGGCAUCCGCGCAUUUGCAGAUGUGCACACCUGCACCGACCUUCUUCAGCAGGCCAAUGCUUAUGCAGAGCAGCACUUUCCAGAGGUGAUGCUGGGGGAAGAAUUUCUUAGCCUAAGUCUGGACCAGGUGUGCAGCUUGAUAUCCAGUGACAAGCUGACCGUUUCUUCAGAGGAAAAGGUAUUUGAAGCUGUGAUUUCAUGGAUCAAUUAUGAGAAAGAAACCCGUUUAGAACACAUGGCAAAACUGAUGGAACAUGUCCGUCUCCCUCUCUUACCUAGGGAUUACCUGGUCCAGACAGUUGAAGAAGAAGCUUUGAUAAAGAAUAACAACACCUGUAAGGACUUCCUCAUCGAGGCCAUGAAAUACCAUCUGCUCCCUCUGGAUCAGAGGCUCUUGAUUAAGAACCCAAGGACUAAGCCCAGGACUCCAGUUAGCCUGCCCAAGGUCAUGAUUGUGGUUGGUGGCCAGGCCCCCAAGGCGAUCCGCAGCGUGGAAUGUUAUGAUUUCGAAGAGGACCGGUGGGACCAGAUUGCUGAGCUUCCCUCCAGGAGAUGCAGAGCAGGUGUGGUGUUCAUGGCUGGUCACGUGUAUGCUGUGGGCGGGUUUAACGGCUCACUGCGCGUGCGGACAGUGGACGUAUAUGAUGGUGUGAAGGACCAGUGGACGUCCAUCGCCAGCAUGCAGGAGCGCCGGAGCACUCUGGGUGCGGCCGUGCUCAAUGACCUCCUCUACGCCGUGGGGGGCUUUGAUGGCAGUACUGGCCUAGCAUCCGUGGAAGCCUACAGCUACAAGACCAAUGAGUGGUUCUUCGUGGCUCCAAUGAACACACGGCGGAGCAGCGUGGGUGUGGGCGUUGUGGAGGGUACAGCUCUCCACGUUUCACGGUGCUCUCCUCCCUCUCCCUGUCUCCUACUGUGGCUGCCUGGUCUGAAUGACACCGGGGUUGCCCUUGGGAGCUUCUCCUCUCCUCCACAUCCCAAGCCUUCCUCUUUCCCAAGUGACUUAGGCUUUGGGAAGCUAUAUGCUGUCGGGGGUUAUGAUGGGGCUUCCCGCCAGUGCCUGAGCACCGUGGAGCAGUACAACCCAGCAACCAAUGAGUGGACGUAUGUGGCAGACAUGAGCACUCGCCGUAGUGGCGCAGGGGUCGGGGUGCUCAGUGGACAGCUGUAUGCCACCGGCGGGCAUGACGGGCCCCUGGUGAGGAAGAGUGUUGAAGUUUACGAUCCUGGAACAAACACCUGGAAGCAGGUGGCAGACAUGAACAUGUGCCGGCGUAAUGCAGGCGUCUGUGCGGUGAACGGGCUCCUGUAUGUGGUCGGAGGGGAUGAUGGAUCCUGCAACUUGGCCUCGGUAGAGUACUACAAUCCUGUCACCGACAAAUGGACACUGCUGCCAACCAACAUGAGCACGGGGCGGAGCUAUGCAGGUGUUGCUGUGAUUCACAAGCCCUUGUGAUCCCCACUCCCACUGCCAGGAGGUGGAGGAGGGGUGGGGUGCUGCAUGUGACUCAGAACAGUGGCACCAUGACUGCUGGGUGCCACUCACUGUGAGAAACAGCAGUGGAGUCAGAAGUGCCCUCCUCCGAUGUGGCAAAGUGGUGUCUGGCCUGAAGACUGGUGACCUGUCUCCUGCUCCCCUGAAGCAUUCAGGCCUCCUCCCAGAGCAGUGGGUUCCUGAUAGCUCGAGGCAGCACCUUUGGGCUUUACUGUGUGUUUCUAUGGGAACACCUGAGAAACCUGUGUGUGUGUGUGUGUGUGUGUGUAGAACAUGGUGUUCCACUAGGUUGGGGGAUGUGUGACAAUCUACUGGAUUUCUUUACUACUGAUCCUUCUGUGCUAGAAAUCAAAUCACAGAAACCUCUCUUCUGGAUUUACCCCAUGGGAACCCUGAGAUUACUAAAGCUGCUGUCUUCUGGAGGUCUGGUUGAACAGGCCAGGAAUGUCCAGAAAUGACUGGUGACAGGGGCAUUGCUUUGACCAUGCCUAUAGACUGGCUUUGACUACUGGCACUGUCUGCAGAAGAGCUGGGCAUUAUUGAAUCUGCACUGUGUCUUCUGUGUGCUAGAACUGGGAACAAAUGGGUUCCUUAGCCCCUCCCAAUGGGUGCUCUUCUUUGGGCUCUCUUCCAGGAAGUAAAUGAGAACCGUCUAGUCCUUGAUGUUUGGGAUGCUUCUGUGUCUCUUCAAUUGGAAAAACUAGCUCUUUGGAGAAGCCCCGAGUAUGACACUGGAGAAAAAAAAUAUGUACACAUGAAAGACAAAAACAAAACAACAAACCAAAGUGGUAAGGCAGUUCCUGCCUCAAAUGGUCUCAGAGAGGAUCCUACUUCUGAGUUUUGUUGGGAUAGACAGUGCCCAUUUAUACUUAUUACCCAGGCUUAAUUAUUCACAGCAUCCUGUUUUACUCUCAAAAGUGUUCUUGGUUUGGAGGAUAAGUAAAAGGUCACCCUACCUCCAAACCCAAAGAUAGUUUUGCCCCUGCCUUGGGGUCGUAUGUGAUCUAGAUGGACAUGGAUGACUUCAAAGGAGUACACCAGCUGGGGCUGACCCUCAGCAUUUGAUGGCGAUGGUCAGAUCUGUCUGAGGUCCUCGUCUUCCUUUCCUUGUAUUCUCUCUCCCCUUGUUCCAGGGCCUGCCUCCUCUCUCCAGCCCUCAUAAUAUUUCCUUCCUCCUUGUUUUUCCUGAGAGAGAGAAGGUGGUAAAUACCCUGAAUGUGUGAUCUCUUUCAGGGUUACCUGCAUUUUAAAAGGAGCUUGGUGAAAGCUUUGCUAAUUCACAGGCAAAAAUUAUUAGUGACAGAACUUCAAGCAUUUGGGGGUGGGUGGGUAUUUGAGGACACAUGGAAUCAAUUUUCAUUUAAAAAAAAAAGAUGUGAAACUGUUCCUCAAAUUGCAAAUCACUUAUGUUGGAAUUUGUGGCAUAAGAAGGAAAGGUCUUGUGUCUGGAGAAUAGUGUCGCAUUGUCGGGGCUGGGGAUUAAUGCUCCCUGGUGUGGUGGUCCAUUUACAGGAGUCAAGGGGCUUUGUGGAACCUGAUAAGGGACUUCUGGUAUCACUGGGCUACUUCCAAGCAGAUAAUAAAGGAGACUGGCACCCUCCCAGCUCACUCUGGCAGGAAUAAAGCCAGUAGCCUCCCUAGUAGUUGGCUGCUUUGUGUAUUUAAUGCAUAUUUUUGAGCACUAAACACUCAACUCUCUUGAUGAAGAAAACGUCUUCUGAUGUUGAGCAGAUAUUUCAGUGAGACGUUUGGAGGGCAGCACUGAGGCAUCUGGAAUUUUUAGCGGCUUCGGAAAGAGGCUAAAAUAUCCAGCUUUGUUGGACAUGGAGGAAAUAUUUCCAGGGGAAUCAAGGCAUGCCUUCAGUUAGGUGCUGGCCACUGGAGAUGACAGUGGUUUCAGAGCUCUGCCUUGGCUUGGAAGCUGAUGGAAUGAGCUUCUUGUUGCCAGUGUUCUUCCUCUCGGCCUGAGGAAGGUUUGGGGCUUCCUUUUGGUUUCUGGUGGGGAUGAGGCUGGGGGUUGGGGUCCCAUGUGUGUUGUUCACACAGCUUCUGAUUUGAGAUUAAAGGUGAACUUCCCACCCCCUCUCCGAGCACCUGGGAGCUGAAAUUUCAUGCAUAUGUGGGAGAGGUUCUUGUUUUUCAUCUGCCUAGAGUGGGUCCCUUCCCUCAGAGCUCACCAGCCGUAUUUUCUGCGUUUGGAGUUUUGCUAUUGAUUCCACGUCACAGCUCCCCAGGAAGCACUGCCCAUUUGCCAAUAGUCCUGCUGAGGCCACAUUCAUUUCAUCCUCAUGCGUCCUUUCUCAUGGGGACUCUGACACUGGUAUGUCACCACCAAAAAGCCAUUGGGCUCUAGCCGCCCACAGAUGCCAUUUAAAACCUGCUGUCUCACUAUCACUAGGUACGAUUCUCUCUCCACAGUGAACACAACUGACUUGAUUUCAAGUCUGUGCUGGUCACAUGGUAGGUGAACCCCUUGCCGCGCCCCCCCAUCUGGGUGGCCACAGCUGCUUGUGAAUGCAGCUUUGCGGAUGGCAUAUCUGAAAGCCGAUCACAGUGAUGAGAUGGAAUUGCAGUCCAAGGUUAGAAGCCGCUUAGAUGCUGCUUGGAUACUGAUUUGGACAACACAGAAGUCAGACUCUGAAUUCCAAAGUCACUUCUAAGUACUUAAUGGCAUCUCUCCUAAAAAGUUGCAGUAUUAUGCAAAUGAAGCUGACCUCAUUUUCUGCUAUGCAGUAAGAACACUUAAUUCUCUUUAAUGACAAAUGAGUUGCAAUAUCCCCUAGCAUGCUUUUCGAGCUGUGUUACUUUGAUAUCUGUUGUGUAAUGUUUGUAUAUUCCUGAGCCAGAUCCUUUCAAAGAUUGCCUUUUUAUAAAACUGAAGCUAUAGCUUUCAGGCUAAACUUUUAAUGUAGAUAUUUUUAUAAGAUAAUUUUUUAGGAUAUUUGAAUUGAUUUUUAUUAUCCAUGAUAAUGAAAAGUUCUGUUCCAUAAGUCAUUCACUCUUAUAGGUCAUGCCUGUAACUAUUUUCCCUUUGCUUGUCACCCUCCAAAAACAGAUUUUUCAGUAGUUCUGGGUAGAUGAGUCUUUUUUACUUUGAGUCCUCUUUCUCAUACUGGAAAGAGGGAGAUUGCUGGAAAACACAAUCACUGGUGUCUCUAGAAUUGCUUAGGGACUAAUGUUUAGCCUGACUCAGCAAUUACCCUGUACUGCCUGGCCACUGUUUUGGAGUCCGUUCCUUGCAGGAGUGAAGCUGGUUGACCCAUCUCCUGGUGUCUCUCACUGCCUGGUGCUGAGCAGCCUGGCAUGCUGUAGCAUGGAGAUGCUCCAGAGAAAGUCUGCCCUCCAGUGUAUACUCCCAGGAGUUUCCUAGGUCUAGUAAACUAGUCCUCAUUCUUUUCUGUCCCGUUGUUCUUCUGAAGCUUCCACCAGCUAAAGGCUGGAUGAUGUCCCUUUUGGAAGCAUCUUGUCUAUAAACUUUAAAAGAGGGGUCACUCCUCAUGAUCAUUAAGAAUGUGUUAAGCAUGUCCUUUACAGAUGCUUAUACUAUACCUAAAACUUACUUGUUUCUUGAGCUUUAUCUAUAUACUCCAGGCUCUAUUUUAUGUAUUUUUCUGCCAUUAGCCUCAUUGAAAAAAUCUUUUAUUUUUAUUUUUGGGACAGGUGCCAUUUGAAUUGCCUCCAUGCUCCCCAUUUGCACCUUUUUGGAUCAGGUUGGGAGAUUGAACAAACUCCUAUUCCAGUUAGCUGGAGUUUUUAAGGUUUUGUUUUCCCGGAGAAGCAAGGAGGUUGGAUUUUUUUUUUAAGUGUUUGCACUAUUUAGAGUCCUAAGCCCCUCGUGUUAAGCUGUGCUGUGUGUGCUGUGUGACCAAGCAGCAGCACUUUUGACAUUUGGGAAUGGAAGAGACUUCUAUAGUGGAUAAUCACAACUUCAGAGCCCCUACACAGCCUUUGUCAUGGGGCUAAGUGUCUCAUGGAUAUGGCAUGAGCCAAGGGAGGAAUGCUUGUAACUGUGGCAUUUGGAGAAACAAAUUAUGUUCUUGCCUUGGGUUAUGAGUUUGAAAAUUAUUUCCCCCUCUUUCUCAGUGGCAUAAAAGGGCCCUUGUUCGACUUCUUAUUUAAUUUGUGUAUGAUGUAUAAAAUACUUUGAAAGAAGACUCAAGACGCUGAAUGUGUAUGUUUGUGUGGGUGCUCUGUCCAUGUGGUUGUCCGUAGGCAACCAGACUUGAUCACUGAUGCCCUGUUAACACACUGCAUCGGUAAGGUCCUUGAUCUGCUCUUCUCUGCUUGGAUGUUAGAGCCCAUCUGUCUUGUAAAAGAACACUUGUCAUAUCCUCCAUCAGUUACAGUGGUAGCUGAAGAAACCAUUCCUCAAAUGUAUUAUUUCAAUAGGAAUCAAGUUUUAGUUUCCCAUACUUCGUGUUAAUUUUAAUAAAAGCUGAACUGUGAAAACCUU
Molecule: messenger RNA, 6532 nt
Organism: Nyctereutes procyonoides (raccoon dog)
Lineage: Eukaryota; Metazoa; Chordata; Mammalia; Carnivora; Canidae
Gene: KLHL3
Product: kelch like family member 3
Exons: 16
Coding region: 127-2040 (637 amino acids)
Biological process (GO): protein K48-linked ubiquitination; monoatomic ion homeostasis; renal sodium ion absorption
Cellular component (GO): cytosol
Molecular function (GO): protein binding
Source: RefSeq, a predicted model, not a curated record